Messenger RNA from Fomitopsis serialis, 1359 nucleotides. Its product is annotated as mitotic spindle checkpoint protein MAD2. Lineage: Eukaryota; Fungi; Basidiomycota; Agaricomycetes; Polyporales; Fomitopsidaceae. The record is from RefSeq and is a predicted model, not a curated record. The transcript has 6 exons. Bases 309 to 938 code for a protein of 209 amino acids. Gene Ontology annotation, cellular component: nucleoplasm; cytoplasm; kinetochore. Gene Ontology annotation, biological process: mitotic spindle assembly checkpoint signaling.
UGCUCAUCAUGCCUCAGCUCUCCCUCCCACGUCUAGAGUCUGGUAACGACGGGGCCCUGACGAGAACAUCCUCUCUGGGAAGAUGCUGCAGACGAAGUGCAACCGUAACGACAAACCGCUGCUCUCACCGACUCGGGAGUCGGACGACGCCCACUAGUCAUGGCCACGUGACCGACGCGGUAUAGUUCAAUUAGCGACGCGACGCGUGUGGUUCGCGUCCUAAACCAUACGAUCGCCACUCGCAAACCGCCACUCUCAGCCACUGCCUCCGCAACCGUUCUACACGCGUGAAACUCACGACCGCAAGUAUGGCACCUACCAAGCAGGCACCGACACGCCAGGCGAUCACCCUGAAGGGCUCUACGAACCUUGUCACCGAAUUCUUCAAGUUCGCUGCAAACACGAUACUGUUCCAGCGCGGUGUGUAUCCUGCUGACGACUUUCACAUGGUCAAGAAGUACGGGCAGACAGUUCUGGUUACACAAGAUCUAGCCCUGGAGAACUACCUGGAGAGGAUACUCAAACAAGUCAACAAGUGGCUGUUGACCGGGUCUGUCACGCAAAUUGUCCUCGCGAUCAUUUCCAAAGACUCCCGGACGACGCUCGAGCGAUGGGUGUUCGACAUCAAUCUCGUCGAGCAACCGACAAAUACGUCGGAGCCCGCAGCCGCGAAACCGGAGGCGGAGAUCCAGGCGGAAAUACGCAACAUCCUGAAGCAAAUCGUGUCGACGGUGACGUUCCUGCCGGUGAUCGACGAGGCGACGGUGUUCAACAUCCUGACGUACACGACGGAGUCUGCGGACGUGCCGGCGGACGAGUGGGUGGACACGGACCCGCUGGCGAUCGAGGCGAGCAAGAGCCAGCAGGUGAAGCUGCGGAGCUUCAGCACGGACGUGCACCGGAUCGAGGCGAUGGUGGCGUACCGCUACGAGGGAUGAGCGUGGGGGCGGGUGCGGUGUGCGGCGGGUGUGGUGUCCGGACGUCUCCUUGUGCUAUUCUUGCAUGAUGUAUCAUUGGGCGUGGCCUUGCUCGGACAGAUAGCGUGCGACAACGGUGAGAGCACAGAGUGCAAGCCACGGGGAUGUGGUGCGAGUGAUGCUGCCGCGGGCGGCUCGGGGGCGUCGAUAUGGCGAUACGCUCGCUUUGGGAGAGAAGGACUUCGAGCGCGGUGGCUUUAGAGGCGGGCUGCGGCGGAUGGGUUCAGCCAGGUGGGGCGGGCAUACCGGGCGGGUGCCUGCAGCUGUGCACUGCGUCACACGUCACGAUGGACGCGAUGGACGCGACCCGCCAGGGACGCAGCCAGACUCGGGGCGGGGGCAAUAGCGGGGGCAGUAGCGGCAGGCGCUGAUGCAGAAUGAA